AUGCGCUUAAGGCGUUGCAGAUUUUAUUUCAAGAACUGGCAUGGCACCACCGAGGGAGAAUCGCCAGUUUGGAGACACUGCCUCAGUAAACUCCGAGGGCAGAACACACAGAAAGCCCCAGAGGGAACACCGCUGCUGGACGUCGGUUCUCUUGAAUACCUUUACGCCCAGUGUCAGCAUGACUUUCAGACAGGAAUGGCUCCACUCAGGACAGCACAGUCAGAAGUCGAGCAACACGAGAUAGAAAAUGAAUGCCUGGGCAUGGCUGUACUUGCCAUCACUCACUAUGCCAAGAAUUGCGGCAUACCUUUUUCCGAGGCUUCCCGUGAGAUGAGUUACAAGCGUUUCAUCCCAGAGUCGCUGAACUCCAACAUAAAGCAGCGCAACUUCCUGACCCGCAUCCGCAUCAGCAACGUCUUCAAGAAGUUCCUCGCCGAAUUCAACACCCAAACAGUUGGCGAGAGCAACAUCACCUGCUAUGACCUGAAGAUCAAAUACCUGGCGACUUUGGAGGGGUUGACCAGCAGAAUGGGCAGCGAGCUCUUCGAGCCCAUCUCCCUCAGCAUUAUACAAGAAAAGGAGCUCUCCAACGGAGGUUACUACGGGUACUAUAACCAGGGCCAGGUGCAGAUUAAGUGUCAGAAUCAGAACUUCGAGGCAAGCCAAAACACACAGGUCCUCAUUACUGGCACCACCGGCAUAUCUUGGAGGCAAAAACCAGCAACGGACCUAGUGACACCCAGAGAAAAAAGCAAGCUGAAGAAGGGCAAGCAGGACGAAAAGCAGAAGAACGGCAGGAAUAAGGAGAUGAGCGAAGGCUGGGUGGCGUUCUGCGAUUUCCACGAGAUCACACACACCGUCAUCAAAGAGGCAACCGUCACAAUCAUGAGACAAGACAACAAGAAAAUGGAACUCCAGUUGCCGUCAAAGGCUGAGGCUCUGUCCUUUGCGGCCCUUGUUGACGGGUAUUUUCGGUUAAUCGUGGACGCCCACCAUUACCUGUGCAAGGAGGUGGCCCCUGCUUCGGUGGUGAACAACAUCGAGACUGGUUGCCACGGACCCAUCUGCACCGAAUAUGCCACCCAAAAGCUGCGUCAGGAAGGCAAUGAGGAAGGAACCUACAUUCUGCGCUGGAGCUGUACCGACUACAACUACAUCAUCAUCACUGUCGUCUGUUUCGAGACUAACAUCUUCAGUAACCCCCAUAAGGUCCGUCAGUAUAAGAACUUCCAGAUCGAGGUGAUGGACCGUGGCUUCCGCCUGUACGGCACCGAGACGUGGCGGCCCACCUUAAAGGAGCUGCUGGACCACCUGGAGCGCCAGUGUCUCCACACAGACAACGUGCAGUUCCAGCUAAGACGCUGCUGCCCUCCACAGCCAAGAGAAAUAUCUAACCUCCUGGUGGUUACCAAGGAGAGAGCCCAGACCUGCCAGCCGCCCAAGCACGAGAGGGAGCUCUGUAUCUUCCAUCGCAUUCCCAAGGAGGACAUCGAGCAGGAGGAGCACCUCGGCGUGGGCACAAAAACCAACAUAUACCUGGGCACGCUGAGAGUCAAGAACGAAGAAGAUGAAGAUGCGGGUUACACAUCUUUCCAGGAAGUCAAGGUGGUCCUGAAGGUGCUCGGUUCUGGACACAGGGACAUCUCCUUGGCCUUCUUUGAGACGGCCAACAUGAUGCGACAAGUGUCUCACAAACACAUCGCGCUGCUCUACGGCGUGUGUGUUCGCCACCAGGAGAAUAUCAUGGUGGAAGAAUAUGUCCAGCUAGGACCACUGGAUGUGUUUAUAAGGAGACAGCAGAGUCCUCUGAGCACAAGGUGGAAGUUCCAGGUGGCCAAGCAGCUGGCCUCAGCUCUUAGCUACUUGGAAGACAAAAAGCUGGUCCACGGCUUUGUCUGUGCGAAGAACAUUCUGCUGGCCAGAGAUGGACUGGACGAAGAGGAAGGAGAGCCCUUCAUCAAGCUCAGCGACCCGGGAAUACCAAUAACGGUGCUGUCCAGGGAGGAGUGUGUGCAUCGCAUCCCGUGGAUCGCUCCCGAAUGCGUGAGGAGCACGUCCGCCCUGAGCGUGGCCGCCGACAAGUGGGGGUUCGGCACCACCCUGUGGGAGAUCUGCUAUGACGGAGAGGUUCCGCUCAAAGAGAAGAAACUGACCGAGAAGGAGCGAUUUUAUGAAGCCGAGUUCCAGCUGGCCACCCCGGACUACAAGGAGCUCGCUGAGCUCAUGACCCGCUGCAUGACGUACGACCCCAAGAAGAGACCCUUCUUCAGGGCUAUCGUCAGAGACCUGGAUGAACUAGAGGAGAAAAACGAAUACAUCAGACCACGCGACACCACACCGGUGGACCCGACUGUGUUUGAAAACCGGUUCCUGAAGAAGAUCAGAGAGCUUGGAGAGGGCCACUUUGGGAAGGUGGAGUUGUGUCGCUACGACCCGCGUGGAGACAGGACCGGCGAACUGGUGGCCGUCAAGUCACUGAAGCCCGAGAACGGCGAGGAGCAGAGCAACAACCUCUUAAAAGAGAUUGAAAUCCUGAAGGCACUUUACCACGACAACAUCGUCAAAUACAAGGGCAUCAGCCAAGAAGAAGGUGGAAACGCCAUAAAGCUGAUCAUGGAGUAUCUUCCACUGGGCAGUUUGAAGGAGUAUCUCCCCAGAAACAAGAGCAAGACCAGCCUUGCCGAUCUGCUGAGCUACUCCAUCCAGAUAUGUCGGGGCAUGGAUUAUUUGGGAUCUCGAAAUUACAUCCACCGGGACCUGGCUGCCCGAAACGUGCUGGUGGAAAAAGAGGGAACGGUGAAGAUCGGUGAUUUCGGCCUCACCAAGAGCCUCAAGGACAAUGACGGCUAUUACACCGUCAAGGACGACCACGACAGCCCCGUUUUCUGGUACGCCCCCGAGUGUCUAACUCUCUGCAAGUUUUACCUCGCUUCAGACGUUUGGUCCUUUGGAGUGACGAUGUAUGAAAUCAUCACCUACUGCGAAUCCUCCAAGAGCCCGAUGACGCGCUUCCUUGAUAUGAUCGGCCGAACCCACGGCCAGAUGACCAUCGUCCGCUUGGUGAAGUUGUUGCAGGAUGGAGGGAGGUUGCCGUGUCCCGAAGAUUGCCCCGAGCCUGUGACUAAGGUGUACGAGCUGAUGAGGAAGUGCUGGGAGCACGCCCCUGAGAAGAGAAUCACCUUCAAGCGGCUGAUCGAGGAGCUGACCAUCCUGCAGCAGCAGCACCUUCAGCAGCAGAACAACCUGUAAAUGUGCAGCUGCCUCUGCAGGUGAAGCUUUACUUCACCGGGCACCAUGGGACCAGGAAGCAAGCUGCCACGUCGGUCUCAGACCAGAAGCUGCAUGUUCAUCAUCUUCACAGCACAGAGAGAGAGACAGAGAAAAAAAAAUCCCCCCCCCCCCAAAUCAUUCUCGCAGAUAAUCCUUCUACACCGUGGCAAAAUUAGCCAACCCCUACUUUUAGAUGCCUUGCACUUGGAACUUUCCAUUAUAAACCUGAUGUUACCUGUUAUGAUGGACAUUUAUGAUGAAACGAACCUGACUUAUAUUCUACAUAUAUAGUUGCUUUUUGAUGAAACUUCUGGGACACGGCGGGACUCUGAAGACACGGCCGUGUGGUGGAAACAGCUGAUUGGGCAGACCGAGCUGUCAGAAGUCAUCAGGCCUUCUUUGUGACGCGGUUCCGUGCCGCCGCUGCUGCCGCUGGUUCACGGACUCCUUUUUGUGAGAGAAACUGGGCCGGUUUGAGUUUAACAUCAUGGAUUUGUAUCAGUUUACUGUUGCCAGAUGUGCAAAUGCAGCUACUGAGAGGUGGAAUUAUGUCAGAGCCAGUAAUCGGACCGCUUUGUGACUUUAAGACGGAGCAAUUUGUUUUUUUAAUUGGAAGUACUGCUCUGAAAAUGUGACCAUUUCUCAAUUCUUGAAAAUCUCCAACUUGAUGGGAAAAGGCAAAGAGUAAUUCAUGCUCCGCAUCAACUGUUUAAACUGCAUUUGCACAGGAACUGUUUUUUGUUUUCUUUGUCUUGUGCAAUUGAUUAGUGAUCCCAACAUGCUGUAACGUGUUUAAGGAAAAGUGUUUCUUAAGGAGAAGCACUGGGGGGCAGCAAAGCCUCAUUUUCCUCUGGUAGCCUUUCCUUCACCCAGGCCCGUCAGAACCACACAGUCACCGAGGUCUAUAGGAGGCACAGCUGCAGAUUUCACCAGGAAACAUUUGCACCAACUAACUUCAAGUCUAACAUGACUUUUUUUUUUUUUUUUUUGAUGUAAUCCUACAUUUUAUGAAUUAAGAGUCAUCUUUAAGCAUUUUAGCUUUUUUACGUUGUCUCAGUAUUUCAGAAAUAUAUAUAUAAAUAGUGUAUUUAUCCACAAAUGUGGAGCUGCUUAGAGCUGGAGGGACUUGUUCAGGUCUGCGUUCCACCGAUGCGUCUGUCUGACAGAGAUGACAGGGUCAAGAUCACAUACAAUGCGCUUUAAGCCACAUUUUAUUUAGGAAUGUAAAAGGCAAAUCCUUCUGCUCUUAAAAAAAAAAAAAAGUAUAAUUUUUCCAAAAAAAGUGAUAAAUUCACAAUGAAAAAAUAAAAA
This is a messenger RNA of Fundulus heteroclitus (mummichog), 4581 nucleotides long. Its product is annotated as tyrosine-protein kinase JAK1. Lineage: Eukaryota; Metazoa; Chordata; Actinopteri; Cyprinodontiformes; Fundulidae. The transcript has 23 exons. Gene Ontology annotation, cellular component: cytosol; membrane; cytoskeleton. Bases 1 to 3249 code for a protein of 1082 amino acids. The record is from RefSeq and is a predicted model, not a curated record. Gene Ontology annotation, biological process: intracellular signal transduction; cell surface receptor signaling pathway via JAK-STAT; hemopoiesis. Gene Ontology annotation, molecular function: non-membrane spanning protein tyrosine kinase activity; cytokine receptor binding; ATP binding.